AACUGAUUUGAUUCAGAGAUUUUUGAGUCCACUUUCUCACGGUUAGUGCUUUGAAAGAUGCCUGUAUCCACGAGAAAUUCGCCAGAGAUAGAUCAACGGUAUCCAUAAGCGGUUUGAAAUGUCAUUUCAAAAAUUGCUCGCUUUGUUGUUUGUGACUUUCGUUGCUUUCGCCUGCUUUUCUAAGGCCACACUUUUGGGGGCAUUGAAACCUUUGAAUGGCGAUUUUGGCGGGCACAUUGACCUGGUGGACAAUGAACAAUCUGCUUACGAGUUUGGGAGGAAAAUGGGUUUCAAGCAGGCGACCAAACUGAGGCUGAAUCAAGCAUUGAAAGACGACGUCAGAACUGGUCACUUCAAGACAUUCCUGGAUACAUUUAUCCGACGCUGAAUAUACAGGGAGACCCCCAUAUGUGGAUACCUUGACCUGCGGACAAUUCCACAUAGAUUCAUCUAUCUCCAGACAACCGCAUUCAACAAAGUGACGAUUUGCUGAUGCUACUGAUACUCUCGACUCAUUGGCCAUUUCGCAAAUGAACGUCAUCAAAUUUGACUUCGUAUUUUUGGCGCGCAUCUGUCACUGGUUUUCUUGUAUGAGUCUUAUUUUGUGACAUCCAUCAACAAAUAAAGCCGUUAUUCAGCCUGGUAUUGGGUCAUACUUUACUCACCGGUGUAUGUCAAGGAUUUUCAGUUCUUGUGGCAAUUAUUUGUGCGGUUGUCUCUCACAAAAAUGUGGGACAUUGAAAUUAAAAAAAAGGGUAUCCAGGA
This is a messenger RNA of Notodromas monacha, 765 nucleotides long. NCBI's taxonomy places the organism in Eukaryota, Metazoa, Arthropoda, Ostracoda, Podocopida, Cyprididae. The record is from the annotation of a GenBank genome assembly.